CGACAUACAUACGUGUUUAAAAAAGUAUAGAUAUUCUAUUCGUUCAUGAAAUUCACUAUACCAAUGAGACAUUUUGAUAACAUAACCAACCAUAAGAAACAAAAUAAUUAAAAUUUUCUUCCGUUUUUGGUGAAAUUAUCAAAUGAAAGGAGAGAUAAAAAAAGAACUAAAAUACGUUCAUUUUUAACAAACUUAACCUUUAAAUUUAUAUCAUUUGUAUAUUAAUAAGAAUAUAUUAGUAAAAAAUGGGAAAACAAAAGAGACAAAGAAGUAAACCCCAUAAGCAGAAUCCUACAGGACUUGUGUCUGUCAAGGAUUUUGAGAGUGAAGAGAUUGAAAAUGUUACGAAUGAAGAUCGGGAACGUGCUCUACAGAGAGUAUACGAAGAGAUAAAGUCUGUUAAUGUGGAGGAAAAAUUAUCCGGAUUGCAAGCAAUUGAAUUGAUGUCAUGCAAUUCAGCACUUGCUGUACAGAUUGCAAAGAGUGAAAUUGCUAAAUUAGUUGGCCCACUACUUGUCGAUGAGAAUGUACUUGUAAGAGCUUGUAGUGCAAGUGCUUUGAGGUAUAUAGCAGAUAAUGGAAAAACAGAAGCACAUAGAAGUUUAUUGAAAGAUGAUAUUAUGACUCCACUGUGUACUUUGUUGACGCAAUAUUAUAUAAAUUGGCAACCAAAGGUUGAUCAUAAUGGGAAAGGCAAGACAACUGAUGAAAGAGAAGCUUUUAUCCAAGCAGUCACAUUACUGUGGACGCUAUGUGAACAUAGUGAAUUUGCUAUAAAAUGUUGUAACAAAGAUGAUAUUGUUUCUAUUCUGACAAAAUUUUUUGAUAUCACUUCCUAUGGCAUAGAAAUUGCAACAGUUACAAUGCAAUGUUUAUUAUCUUUAUCAGAAAAUAAUCCUAUUGCUGCUAGAAAGCUUCAGAGCUGUGAAAAUAUGCUUAUUCAGCUGUUAAAUGCAGAAAUAAAGGAUACUACUAUUUCUGAAGUAGUAUGUUUUAAAACUGCCCUGAGCGGUUUAUUGAUUAAUCUGACUAGUUAUACGGAAAAUAAUUCUAUAAUUGUAGUAUGCGAAGUGAUAAAUGUACUUUCUAAUACACUUUCUAUUGAUUGUAAACAGUUAUUAUCCAAUUUGACUUCAAUUUUACCUCAUGAAAAAAAUGCUUUUUCAAGCAGUGCAAAGAAGAAGGUACAAGAAAACCGAAGGAUUUUUGGUGCACAGCAACAAGCACUAGAGAUUUUAGCCAACUUAUGUUCAGAAGACCAAGAAAAUGAGAAUGAAUCUGAUUUGGAAGAUUCAGAUUGUGAGAUUGGAGGUAUAGAUGAUGUUUGUAUGGAUAAUAAAUUAUACAAAAUCUUCUCUCUCCCACUAGAAGUAGUGGAAGUAUUUAAUACUUGUAACAUAGUAAGUAAAGUAUGGGAUAAAACUAGAUUUGUGGAUGAAGAUACAAUAGAAAUAUUACAACAAAAUAAUGAAGGAAAGGACAUCUUAAAACAAGUUCAUAAACUAAAAUGUACAGCUUAUUUAUGUUUAAAUAACUUGAUGUCAAGUUUAGAAGUCGAUGUACUUGGUGGUAUGGAAAAUAUAUAUAGAAUGUGGAUGGACAUUGGAACAGUUGUCUUCAAAGAUACAAACCCAAAUGAUAUUGAACUAUUGGAGUCUGCUACAUCAGCUAUGAGAGCAGCUAUUCAAAGGCUAUCAAAAGAAGAAGCAAAAAUUUUUAAUCGGUUAACACUGGCUGACGUUCAACCAAUGAUAAACGGAGAGCGUCAAUGUCCAAAUACGAACGUCCGCGUGAAUUUGAUACGAACAUUAGGUACUUUAGCUUUGAUUUUAAUGAACAAUGAUACUCCCGAAGCUCACGAGUUAAUUAAGCACGUGUCUACGUUUUUAUUAGACAUUUGUAAGACGGAGUUGUCGGUUUGGAUCAUGGCAGAAUCCUUAGAUACAAUAAUGGAUAUAUAUGCAGAAGACGAUAGCGAUCAGUUAGCAAGUGAAAUUAAAUUAGUAGAAAAAUUACACGUCCUGGCACCACUUUUUAAGAACAAGAUGAGACAACAAAGGAAAAAUUUAGGAGACAAUGUUGCAAUAGUGUCUACAGUGAAUACAAAUAUCAUGAGGUUCAUAAGGUACAAAGAAAAAAGAAUUCGAGAUCUUUAGAAACCUUUUUGUUUUCUUUUCUUUUUUUUUUAUACAUUAAUAUUUUUUUGUAAAUUACAUAUACUAGUACAUUAAUGUACUAAAUUAAUAUUUACAAUUUGUAACAAUAAAAGCUUUCUCUAUCUCGAA
Molecule: messenger RNA, 2285 nt
Organism: Bombus huntii
Lineage: Eukaryota; Metazoa; Arthropoda; Insecta; Hymenoptera; Apidae
Product: HEAT repeat-containing protein 3
Exons: 6
Coding region: 246-2156 (636 amino acids)
Biological process (GO): protein import into nucleus; ribosomal large subunit biogenesis
Source: RefSeq, a predicted model, not a curated record